CGCGAAAGGAAAGGGCUGAUCUCACGUUACAUCUAUUUACUGUACGAUCCUGGCAAUCAAAUAUAAAGGCAUGAUGAUACAGGAGUGAAGCAUCUAUUCUCAGCUAAGUGUUAGGUUCGAUUAAGUAUGCUGGAGGAGGGUAAUGGAGAAGUGGAGGAGUCUGGAGGAGAAGGGCUUCAGGCAGAGGUGGAGAGGCUGACUGCAGAGCUGCAGGAGACCAAUGAGGAGAAGCUACAGGCUGCGCGGUACGGCCUGGCUGUGCUGGAGGAGAGUGCUGCGCUGAAGACCAAACACUGCCAGCUGGAGGAAGAGCACGAAGCUCUUAAACUCGAACUGCAACAGCUCAGAGAGGCUCUGGCAGACUCUGUGAGCAGUCAUAAGCGGGCAGCGGAAGAUGGGGAAAGUCGAGAGGAGUGUCUCCUGCAAGAGACUGGCAUUAAAGAGGCGGCCAUGACGUUUCGCAUGAAUGAAUUGCAGGCGGAGCUUAACCAGGUCCGUGUCAUGCUGGCCAAUACCACAGCUGAAAAUGACAGACUGGCAGGGCUCUGCACCCAGCUAAAGAAGGAGUGUAAGUGUUUGGAAGUGGAUAGAACCCAUAUGAGAGAUGAGAUGAAGGAGUACAAGACUCGAGAGGUGCAACAGCUUCAAGAUAACAGUGAGCUGGAGGAGGAGAACAUCUUUCUGCAGAAACAAGUGUCUGUGCUUAAAGAGAACCAGGUGGAGUUUGAGUCCAUAAAGCUGGAGUUGACUCAUAAAGAUGAGGAUCUGGAGCUGAUGAGCAUGCAGCAGGAGGAGGCCGGACAGCUUAGGGAGAUCGCAGAGCGGCAGCUGGACGAGGCCCUGGAGGCCCUGAAAGAGGAGAGAGAGCAGAAGAGCAGUCUUAGACGAGAGCUUGCUGCUUUAAACCUCAACACGUUUGAGACUAUUGGUCACCUUGAGCUACAGUUGGACGACAGCCAUAAUGGAGAGAAGGAUAAAGUGGAAGGAGAUGAGGAGGAGGAGGAGAUUGACAAUGGUUAUAAUAACUCCAAAGGAAUGGAGAAGCACAGGUGCUCCACACCCAGAAACAGUGAUGUGUUCCUCAGACCGCAGGCUCCUGGACUGGUCACCGACCUGCUGAGUGAGCUGCACCUGUCGGACAGUCAGAAACUGCUGCAGGUGGAAAGAGAGAAUGCCACACUGACCAGUAAAGUGCUGGAGCUUCAGCAGCAGUUAGUCCAAUCUAAAGAUGCUUUCAGUGAGCAACAGGUAAAGAUGGAUCAUCUCAACCAAUGUUUGGAGAGCCUUCAGUCGCCAGUAUCGAGGCCUGGCGUACAAGGGGACGGAAUAAGCCCGGCUCCCAGGUCCCUUCAAGUGGCUGAAAAUGGCAUCAACUACUACAAGGUGGAUUUGAAAAAAACGGAAGUACUGGAGUGUCACAUGCAAUCGACAAAUGAAGAGCUUGCACGUCUACGUGAGGAGCUGAAGGAGGCUGGUAAGCACUCCAAGGCCUUAGAGGCGCGCUGCAAGCAAGAGAAAGAACACUGGAGGUUUGAGGCGCAGGAACUCGCCAAUAAAAUUCGACAGUGCAUCACUGCCAGCCGACGGGACCAGGAACGGAUAGGACAGUUAGAGCGGGAAAUUGGUGCCACGCGACAGGUCGCCACCGACUUUGAGGGUCACCUAAGUGCUGUGCAGGAGGAGCUUUUAGCACUCUCUGAGGAGCUGGCCAAUCUCUACCAUCACGUGUGUGUUUGUAACAACCUCACACCCAGUCGCGUGACGCUCGAUUACUAUUGUGAAGAAGCACAGGCAUGGAGAACGCACAACCAUUCGCAGCCACGCCACCAUAACGGAUCCCUCCGGAGGCACAAGCAUUCAGGGGAGGUGUUUGUGAAAGGAACCUACACUGGAGCGCUGGAGACAAGUAGCGGAGGGUGUGGAGACAUGUCCUCUAGCUAUGGAAGUUGUCCAGGGUCUCCUACGCUAGACUUCAGAGACCCAACCAAUGUGCGCAGUCUGGUAGCUAUCAUACGUUGCCAGAUUAAACAUUUACAGGUGGCAGUGGACCUGUGCAGACAGCGCAACCUAUUGCCCUGCUCAUCAGUAGAAGGCAGCAAGGAGUCAGAACACGAUGCAGAAGCACUGCUCGAGGAUGUGUUAAAACACAAGUCCCUCUUGAGCACCAAGCGAGAGCAGAUAGCCACCCUCAGAACUGUCUUAAAAGCCAACAAACAGACGGCCGAGUUGGCUUUGACCAACCUGAAGACAAAGUUUGAGGCUGAGAAGAGCAUGGUGUCUGAGGCUGUACUGAAGCUGAGAAAUGAAAUGGAGACCCUGAAGGAGGAUGCAGCCACCUUCUCUUCCCUACGGGUCAUGUUUGCAAGCAGAUGGGACCAGUACAUAACACAGUUAGAUGAGAUGCAGAGACAGCUUGCAGCAGCUGAGGAUGAGAAAAAGACACUCAACUCUCUCCUCCGCAUGGCCAUUCAGCAGAAGCUGGCACUGACACAGCGGUUGAAAGUUCUAGAGGCUCCUUUUUCCUCUGUCAGAUAUGGUAGCAGUCCUUGCCACUCCCAGACCAAGCACCUAACCAAAUCAGGCCGUGCCCCACGGAGCUCCUUGAGAAGCAGUCCACCUUCCAGUCCGGUGCUAGUGCCUACUGGUCCCCAGAACAUUAGUGGCCACAUGAGGGCACUGUCCCUUAGCCUUCACUGCAGCCCUAGAUAAAAACAACUUCUUUACUCCCUCUAUGCUCCAAUAUAUUUAUGUGGACCUCAUGAACACCCUUACCCUGCUGACCUGCCCCAUCAUCCUCCUCAUCACAGACCACACCUCAUUGGGCCUCUCUUCAUCUCUCUGGUGCCUCUCCCUCACCUGUUUUCUUUUGGUUAUUUUUUUGUUUUGUAAGUGUUGUUCAGCUUUAAGGAGCUGAAAGCUGAACACUUUCAUGUCAUGUCAUAGUGACAUAUUGUGAGACCUUUCUUUCAGUUAGUCAUGGACAUUUGUACCACUUCAAACUUGUCGAGAUCAGUAUUGUUUUAAAUCUGACUGGCUUUGACUGACCAUGCUUUGUUUUUUCCCAAAGAUUUGGCUUAAGCAACUUUUUUGUAGCUAUCAUGGAAGGCAUUCCUCAGGUAUAACUGACCAGUUCUGUUUGUUGUUUUUGUUUACAUUUCUAUGCAAUUUACAGCAGCAUGCUCAUAUUGGCCCCAAUUAACUCAUUCAAACCUCAUCAAACGCUGAUAUUUUCCUCUCCUGUUUUUUUGAAUGAUAUAGUAGUAGUUGCCAAGGCCUUUUUGAAGCGGUCAACAAUAAGCACAUAUAACCAGAACAAUCAUCUAUGCAGAAUUUAAAACGAUACACUGCUAAUUAUCUCAUGCAAAAAAAUCUAAUUACCGAACUGCCAGUUUUGCUGCAUACAACACAGGUUAACGAACAGCACUUUUAAGAUUAUUAUGAGUAUUUGUUAGCACUUUACAAUAUGGUUAAAUUUGUUAACAUGAACUAACAAUGGACAAUUCAUUUACAGCAUUUGUUCAUCUUGAUUAGUGUUAAUUUCAACAUAUACUAAAAAAAAAAAUUUAAGUUGUAUAUUAGCAUUAGUUAAGUUCAGCGGUAUGAACUAACAAUGAACAAUUGUAUUUUAUUUAUUAUGAUUAAUAAUGCUGUAAAAAAUAUAUUAUUAAUUGUUAGUUCAUGAUACCUAAUGCAUUAACUAAUGUAAACAAAUGGAACCUUUUUGUAAUUAUUUACAUUAUUCAAUACCAUGUUUAACGACUCGCUCCAUAUCGCAGUUGCUUUGUGUUAAUGUCAGAGGGAGCAUAUUGUGAAAGAGAACUUGCUUGUAGACACAUCUUAAAUGUAUCUUGUUUAUCUUAUCAAGAUUUUGGUGCAUUUCAAAAUUGCUUUCUGUUGUCUUUUUAUUGUUUCGGCUCCUCCUUUAACCUGAUUAUCUUGUAUAUUGAUAUUUUAUUG
Molecule: messenger RNA, 3957 nt
Organism: Xyrauchen texanus (razorback sucker)
Lineage: Eukaryota; Metazoa; Chordata; Actinopteri; Cypriniformes; Catostomidae
Product: protein bicaudal D homolog 2-like
Exons: 10
Coding region: 127-2709 (860 amino acids)
Biological process (GO): microtubule anchoring at microtubule organizing center; protein localization to organelle; regulation of microtubule cytoskeleton organization
Cellular component (GO): Golgi apparatus; cytosol
Molecular function (GO): dynein complex binding; dynactin binding; cytoskeletal adaptor activity
Source: RefSeq, a predicted model, not a curated record